UAACUAUUAAUGUCUUAUUAUGCUUUGAAACACGUGUUAUAACCGUCCAUACAUGUAAUGUAACCUACAAAUAACAAAAAAGAAAUUUAAUUAGUUACCAUAUUUGAUAUUUAUUCCUCUAUUAAAACCCUAAUACCACAUUCUCUAUGAAAUUUGUGAAUAAAUAGUACCACAAAGUGAACUAAAGAAGAGCACAAAGCAUUAUUUGGGAUAUGGUGUCUCCCAUUUUGGCACACUAGUUAGCUAGUUUCUCACAUAACUCUUGUUUUUAUUUUCUUUUUCAGCUCAACAAGCUAAAACUAUGACCAGAAAGAAGGUGAAGUUGGCUUACAUCAACAAUGACACCGCUCGAAAAGCCACUUAUAAGAAGAGAAAGACAGGUCUGAUAAAGAAGGUGAGUGAGCUUAGUACAUUGUGCGGUGUAGAUGUGUGUGCAAUCAUCUAUAGUCCAUUCAACACUCAGCCUGAGGUGUACCCAUCUUUACCAGGGGUACAAUGUAUAGUGGAAAAGUUCAAGAAGAUGCCUGAGAUCGAGCAGAGCAAGAAGAUGAUGAACCAAGAAGUUUUCCUGAAGCAAAAAAUUGGCAAGGUGAGCGAGCAGAUGAAGAAGAUGAAGAAAGAGAAUCGCGACGAAGAGAUGAAUCGACUCUUGUAUGGCAAUCUCUCUGGUAAGAUGAACCUUCAAGGCUUGACUGUUACAGAUUUGAAUGAUCUCAGCUCGCUCAUUGAUCAAAAUUUGAAGGAUAUUAAUAAGAGAAUGGAAAAAAUAGCCAAGGAAACUAAGAUUGCUCGAAUGACGACAGAUGCUGCAGCAACACCAAAUGGGAAAGUGAAAGCUAAUGUGGCUGCUUUUGCUACUACUUCGACGACAGAUAACAAUGGUCGUGGCAGGGGCAUGCAAAAGAGGGGAGACUCAAACACCCGAAAUCAAGCUAAUAGUAACAAUAACAAUAAAUCGAUGAAGUUUGGGGGAAGGGAUGAGAUUUUUCCAUUGAGGAACAACAACAACAACAUGAACUUUAACUAAAUAUUAUCUAAUCGUGGCGAUUAUUUUGUGUUUAUGAGUUAUUGUGUUAGUUUGGUGUUUCCUUUUAUUCUCUUGUUGUUGAAGUUGGUUAAAAUUAUUUUUAUGUUGUUUUAAUUAAUGUUCGUAUUAUGUAGUUUUUAUUUCAAUGAAGUUUUGAGUUUUUAUUUUUUAUUUUCUUAUGUUGUUCUUUAAAAAUAAUUGGGGUUUCGUUUAGAUUGUUUGGUUUUAUUAUUUUAUUAUAAUUUUUUAUAUAUAUUUAAUAUAUUUCAUGAAAUUAUAUUUAAUCACAAAGCUAUUGUAAACAUAAAUAAAAGGGUAAAUACUAUUUUGAACCCUGUGUUUUAUGAAAGUUAUUAAUUGAAUCAUUUGUUUUGUUAAAUGAUAAAAUAGACCCUGUAUUUUCUAAAAUUGUACAAAUAAGACCUUGAACUGAUUUCUUAUCAAAAUAAAACUUAAUAAUAAUUCAAUCUAGAGAUGUUAUGACAAAACUGGUUACAUUUUCUGUAUCUGUUCGUGUUAGAAAUUGUCUUAAAGUUGGUUAUAUUAAAAAAUAAAAUUGUUGAAAAUUUAGCUCAGGGUCCUAUUUUUAGCAUUUUAGAAAAUAUGGGUCUAUUUUGUCAUUUAACAAAAUAGAAAAUUCAAUUAAUAAUUUUUACAAAACAAAUGAUGUAAAAUGGUAUUUACCAUAAAUAAAAUUCACUGAAUGAAAAAAGAAUAUUCAAUUUUAUAUUGAUC
This is a messenger RNA of Cannabis sativa, 1762 nucleotides long. Its product is annotated as agamous-like MADS-box protein AGL80. The record is from RefSeq and is a predicted model, not a curated record. The coding region runs from base 302 to 1027 and encodes 241 amino acids. Lineage: Eukaryota; Viridiplantae; Streptophyta; Magnoliopsida; Rosales; Cannabaceae. The transcript has a single exon. Gene Ontology annotation, molecular function: RNA polymerase II cis-regulatory region sequence-specific DNA binding; protein dimerization activity; DNA-binding transcription factor activity, RNA polymerase II-specific. Gene Ontology annotation, biological process: positive regulation of transcription by RNA polymerase II.